Messenger RNA from Lethenteron reissneri (Far Eastern brook lamprey), 1505 nucleotides. RefSeq names its product mannose-1-phosphate guanylyltransferase-like. The record is from RefSeq and is a predicted model, not a curated record. Gene Ontology annotation, biological process: biosynthetic process. NCBI's taxonomy places the organism in Eukaryota, Metazoa, Chordata, Hyperoartia, Petromyzontiformes, Petromyzontidae.
GUGGUUGGUGGUGGUGGUGGUUGGUGGUGGUGGUGGUUGGUGGUGGUGGGGACAAAACAGAAAAACCCGGCGAGGUUCCGCCACCCGAGGGGGUCUCCGCCGUCACCGCCACGACCACCGACGGUGACUGCGCCACUUGCCCUGAAGAGCGACUUGGCAAUGCACACAGUUCCGGUUACUGUGUAAAUCCAUUUAACAUAUAUACACACAGCAACACACAGUACAACAACAACCAGAAGUACCGUCGUCGUUCGACUCGGUGAGAUCGCGGCAUGAGGGCCGUGGUCCUGGCUGCGGGCUACGGCACGAGACUGGAGCGGGACGUCCGCGCGGACGUCACUGGUGUAUACUCCCACUUGCUCGGCUGCCCCAAGCCUCUACUGCCAGUGGGGGCCCUGCCCCUAGCCUCCCACUGGAUGCGGGCACUGGGGGAGGUCAACGCACGUGGCCGCCAUAUCGAGCACGUCUACGUGGUGACGAAUGAGCUCUUCCAUGCUAAGUUUAAGGCGUGGGCACAAGAUUACGGUUCUUUCGUGACCGUUGUAAAUGAUGGCACCACUCAAAAUGAGGAGCGGCUGGGGGCCAUCGCUUGCCUCCAGCUGGUUGUUGAGCAGUGUGGCCUGCAAGAAGACCACACCAUCGUCAUAGGGGGGGACACGCUUUUCUACGAAGACUUCAAUCUUUCCGCCGUGAUCGACCGCUUCUUGGGUCUGCAGGAGCACAGAGGGCCCGACUGCAGCCUGGUGCUGUCCUACUCCUGUGCGGAUCACGAGACCACUAAGUUUGGCAUUCUGGAGGUGGACGAGACGCAGAAGGUGACGGCCUUCUUGGAGAAACCCAGCGCUGAGGAAACCAGCUCACGGAGAGCGUGUCCGUGUUUUUAUGUUUAUUCUAAACAUGCCCUGCCAUUGCUGAAAGACUUCCUGCAUGAGACGAAGGAUGCUCCUCUGGAAGCACGCGAUGCUCCUGGAAACUUCCUGGCGUGGCUGUAUCCAAGGAAACCGGUGUACACGUUUGAGGUGUCGGGGAGGUUUGACGUGGGCGGACUGCAGUCCUACCUGGCCUGUCACAAGCACUUUGUCGACAGGGACGUUUCUUUCGGCAACGCACAGGCAGAUGCUGCCACCUAGCUGCGAUGGGUCAGAGCAUGGCACGCAGCAAGGAGCAGCACUCAACGUGUGGAUGGCGGAUAGCUCUCUCCAGUAAUUUAAAGGAAAAAACACGGAACGAGCGUUACUGAAAUGGAAAUACUUGUCUCUAAUUUAUACAAUAAAACAUGAAUGCGACACGCCAACUCCACUUAAGUCUUUUAAAAGAAAACUGAGGAUAAAAGGCUUUCCCCCUCUGCAGCGCAUUUAACCUAAUGGCUGUUAUGGAAGGCAUUUUUACACUCAAUCAUUUGUCAGUAUGCAUUAAUGUAAAAAAAGCCACGACGGACACUAUUUUCAUGCAUUACAUAUUGCUGUUAAAAGUAUUCCUGUCAUCCAAUAAAUAUACUAAUUCGA